This is a messenger RNA of Bubalus bubalis (water buffalo), 2100 nucleotides long. RefSeq names its product NFS1 cysteine desulfurase (gene NFS1). Gene Ontology annotation, molecular function: pyridoxal phosphate binding; cysteine desulfurase activity. Gene Ontology annotation, biological process: [2Fe-2S] cluster assembly. NCBI's taxonomy places the organism in Eukaryota, Metazoa, Chordata, Mammalia, Artiodactyla, Bovidae. The transcript is spliced from 13 exons. The record is from RefSeq and is a predicted model, not a curated record. The coding region runs from base 43 to 1416 and encodes 457 amino acids. Gene Ontology annotation, cellular component: cytosol; nucleus; mitochondrion.
GGACUGUAGCGGCUUCGGGCGGGGGGCUCUGCCACCGGGACCAUGCUGCUGCGAACCGCUUGGAGGCGGGUGGCCACGGCAGCGCCCGCGGCUCCGGGGCCGAGGGCCAAGCCGCCCAUUUGGGGGCUGCGCCUGCGCGGUAUAGACCUUACUCCCCAGUCUGCUGUUGCCUCUGAUGCAGCCACUGCUCUGGAGGCGGAGUCAGUGCUGCGACCUCUGUACAUGGAUGUGCAAGCUACAACUCCUCUGGACCCUCGGGUGCUUGAUGCCAUGCUCCCUUACCUAGUCAACUACUAUGGAAACCCACACUCCCGGACACAUGCUUAUGGCUGGGAGAGUGAGGCUGCCAUGGAAUGUGCUCGCCAGCAAGUAGCAUCUCUGAUUGGGGCUGAUCCUCGUGAGAUCAUUUUCACUAGCGGUGCUACUGAAUCCAACAACAUAGCAAUUAAGGGAGUGGCCAGGUUCUACAGGUCCCGGAAAAAGCACUUGAUCACCACACAGACAGAACACAAAUGUGUCUUGGACUCCUGCCGUUCACUGGAAGCUGAGGGCUUUAAUGUCACCUACCUCCCGGUGAAGAAGAGUGGAAUCAUUGACCUGAAGGAACUAGAGGCUGCCAUCCAGCCAGAUACCAGCCUGGUCUCAGUCAUGACUGUGAACAAUGAAAUUGGAGUGAAGCAGCCCAUUAAGGAAAUAGGGCAGAUUUGCAGUUCCAGAAAGGUGUAUUUCCAUACCGAUGCAGCCCAGGCUGUUGGAAAAAUCCCACUUGACGUCAAUGACAUGAAAAUUGAUCUCAUGAGCAUCAGUGGUCACAAAAUCUAUGGUCCCAAAGGGGUCGGUGCCAUCUACAUUCGCCGGCGGCCCCGUGUGCGUGUGGAGGCCCUGCAGAGUGGAGGGGGGCAGGAGCGGGGUAUGCGGUCUGGGACAGUACCCACACCCUUGGUGGUGGGGCUGGGGGCUGCGUGUGAGGUGGCACAGCAAGAGAUGGAGUAUGACCACAAGCGAAUCUCAAAGUUAGCUGAGCGACUGAUACAGAAGAUAAUGAAGAGCCUUCCAGAUGUGGUGAUGAAUGGGGACCCUGAGCACCAUUACCCAGGCUGUAUCAACCUCUCCUUUGCGUAUGUGGAAGGGGAGAGUCUGUUGAUGGCACUUAAGGAUGUUGCCUUAUCCUCAGGGAGUGCCUGCACCUCUGCAUCCCUGGAGCCCUCUUACGUCCUUCGAGCAAUUGGCACUGAUGAGGAUUUAGCUCAUUCUUCUAUCAGGUUUGGCAUUGGCCGUUUUACUACAGAGGAGGAAGUGGACUACACAGUGGAGAAGUGCAUUCACCAUGUGAAGCGUCUUCGAGAAAUGAGUCCUCUCUGGGAGAUGGUGCAGGAUGGCAUUGACCUCAAGAGCAUCAAGUGGACCCAACACUAGAAGAGUGGGCCUCUAAGUUUGUGCUGGCUCCUCCUGCCUCAUCAAUUCAUGCACAGCCAGGCAUUUCGUUAUCCGCAGUGGCUGCUCCAUGUUCAGACCAGAACUGGUGUAGCCCACCUGACUUCAGCAUUGGCCUGCCUCUAAGACAGAAACAUGAGAAAACUGUCUUUCUCUGGCCUCAGCUCCUUUGGUGGGGAACAUUCCCCAUUUCUUUCCAGGAAUCCUUCUCUGGUCUUAUAGUGAGUGGAUGUUCUCAUCCUGAACCAGGAGGGACAUAUGCUAUGAGUUGCUGCUGGACACAUCUGUAUCCUUGGUGGAGAGAGCCAGAGGAACUGCAAAAACGCUUUUGUUUAGGGACCCUGAUGCCCUGGGUGGACAUUUGAGUUGUUGCUUACCGCUGCUGAGAGAGACUCACUUCUUCCAAUAGAAGCAUAAUCAUCUAUGACUUUACCUUUUUCGUGGCUCCAAAGGCUACCUCUUCAUAUCGUCUAUAGACUGAACUGCAAGUUUCUUAGAAGGCUUGUCUCCUCUGUGUUCUUGUCCUUCUUUUCUUUUGACCUAAUGGAGCUAGAAAUAUCUGUAUGACUGAGUCUACCUAGUCUUGUAGUAAUUUAUGUUUCUUUUAAAAAAAAAUUGUUAAUUUGCAGAUUAGAGGAAUAAAAUCAUCUUCCUGUAUUUAUUCUA